Molecule: messenger RNA, 2284 nt
Organism: Tupaia belangeri chinensis (Chinese tree shrew)
Lineage: Eukaryota; Metazoa; Chordata; Mammalia; Scandentia; Tupaiidae
Gene: MCTS2
Product: MCTS family member 2
Exons: 1
Coding region: 870-1415 (181 amino acids)
Biological process (GO): formation of translation preinitiation complex
Molecular function (GO): RNA binding
Source: RefSeq, a predicted model, not a curated record
UUUCUGGCUUUCUGUCUCUGUCUCUAUCUGACCAGCGCACGUGCCCUCUAGCAAAAACCUCUCAGAAAAAAGAAAACUGGGGAAUUGAGGAGAGCCUGAGGUUCAGUUAGGGUAUGGGUCUGAAUGCUCAGCAAGAUUAUCAUGCCUUGACCAAAUGGAAGGUUAUUCUUCUCCUGUAGAAUUGUAAGCUUGUGGAAUGUAGUAGCACUCUUAACUGGUGCCUGCCAAUCUGCCUCGUCCCUAGGGAGCAGCGAUUUUAAGUGAUUCCAUUUCGAACUUAUAGUGCCAGAUAAAUUUGAAUAUUAGAAAAAAAAAAAAAAAAGUCUCAGCGUGUUCCACGGUGUCUUCAGGGUCCCAGGCCCCAUCCAUGUUGUGCUCUGCCGUACUCAGGGGUGGGCUGUACCCAGGUCCAGGAUGUCGACCAUCACUCCACAGUCCAACCAAAGGAAAGAUGAGGCAUCGAUACCAGCGGCCCAUUUAGCUUCAGGGAAAGCUGGAAAGUGUGGCCGGACAGAGUCAGCUCAGCCCAGUUAGAAACGAGCUGCGCGCCUCAGUCCUUCGAUUCCGCAAACUGGGAAGAGUGACCGUUCUCUUGCCUCUCAAGCCCCACCCCCUCGGCUCCUCUGGCCGGAAAUCGGUAAUCCACCGGAGAAUCCGCAGAGCGCCUGCGCGGAGUUCAGAGGAGCGGAAGUAGUCAUCUUUUGCUGUGCCGUAAAGCACGCCCAGCCGUCUCUCUUUCCGGUGGGCGACAACGGCUUGGGUCGUCAGUGCCGGAGGUCCUCGUGUGCUGGCGUCUGUCCGAUCCUUGGCGAUUCAAUUUCUUUCCAAUUCCGGCGUCUUCCCUAUCAUCGCCCUGUUCACGCUGGAUCAUGUUCAAGAAAUUUGAUGAAAAGGAAAAUGUGUCCAACUGCAUCCAGUUGAAAUCCUCGGUUAUUAAGGGUAUUAAGAACCAACUGAUAGAGCAAUUUUCAGGUAUCGAACCAUGGCUUAAUCAAAUCAUGCCUAAGAAAGAUCCUGUCAAAAUAGUCCGAUGCCACGAACAUAUCGAAAUCCUUACAGUAAAUGGAGAAUUACUAUUUUUUAGACAAAGAAGAGGGCCCUUCUAUCCAACCCUAAGGUUACUUCACAAAUAUCCCUUUAUCCUGCCACACCAGCAGGUCGAUAAAGGAGCUGUGAAGUUUGUGCUCAGUGGAGCAAAUAUCAUGUGUCCAGGUUUAACCUCUCCUGGAGCUAAACUUUACCCUGCCGGGGGAGAGACGAUUGUUGCAGUCAUGGCAGAAGGAAAACAGCACGCUCUGUGUGUUGGAGUCAUGAAGAUGUCUACAAAAGAUAUUGAAAGAGUCAACAAAGGAAUUGGCAUUGAAAAUAUUCAUUAUUUAAAUGAUGGGCUGUGGCACAUGAAGACUUACAAAUGAACUUAAGAAGGAACGUGCUUGGGCUAAAUGUGGAUAUUGUUUUGUGUGUGUGUGUGUGUGUGUGUGUGUGUGUCUGUGUGUGACAACCUGAGGACAAUGCCUUUAUGCUUAGGCUGAAUAAAUUCAACAGAUGCUUUAAAACAAUCAGGUUAUGGUUACAGUUGAAAUCGAAGGACAAGCAGCAGUCUGCUACACUUUGGAAUCUGAAAGGAAUGGCUGCAUCUGACCCUGAGCAAGUUCUACCACCUCUUGUUAGGAAGUUUGGAAAUGGAGGAUGGGUCUAACAACAGGAUGUCUGUCAGGGCCCUACCACAAGAGCAGCUUCAGGGAUUCCCUCCUGCCUUUUCUCCAGGUCUCCAUCUCUUCCUCCCCUGCUAGUGACUAGGGCUGCCAGCAGUCUUGAUUCCUCUGGUGGCAAAGUGGAAAGAUUCCAGAAGGAACUAGGACCUUGCUAAAGACCUGGGCUCAGUGACACCUGACGCUGAGCACCACCGUGUGCCAGGCACUGUGCUGAGUGCACUGUAAGGACUUUCUCAUUUACUCUCUCCAGCAAGUCUAUGAGGGAGGCACUGUUGGAGUUCCAUUUUACAGAUGAGGAAACUAAAGCUCAGAGAGAAAACUGCUUCUCUAAGUUCUCCCAGCCAUAGGUGGCAAAGCCUAUACUUCCAAAAUCCAGGGCAACCUCACACUGACCCCGAGCCAGGCCUGUGUUCUCUCUGGGCCUCUGUUCCCUCUUCUAGGAAAUUGAAAGGGUUGAGAGUGGCUCCGUUGAGCUCUCCCUGUCCUGAAACUCCCACCCAUCUGGGCCAGCCAAGGUUGAACUCCUUGGCCUGUGGGCCUCUGACAAUGCCCACAGCCAUGCCCUCCUC